Molecule: messenger RNA, 3111 nt
Organism: Monoraphidium neglectum
Lineage: Eukaryota; Viridiplantae; Chlorophyta; Chlorophyceae; Sphaeropleales; Selenastraceae
Exons: 16
Coding region: 1-3111 (1036 amino acids)
Biological process (GO): protein deubiquitination; mannose metabolic process; GDP-mannose biosynthetic process
Cellular component (GO): cytosol
Molecular function (GO): phosphomannomutase activity; cysteine-type deubiquitinase activity
Source: RefSeq, a predicted model, not a curated record
AUGCCCGGGCUGCGCACAAGCGAGAUCCACGCCCUGCACAAUGGCGUCAAGGUCAAGGAGUUCUAUAAAGAAAGCAGCGUUGUGCUGCGCUGGACGACCGUCAAGCGCGCGGGCGUGGGCCUCAUCAACCUGGGUAACACCUGCUUCAUGAACUCGGUGCUGCAGUGUAUCACGCACACGCCGCCGCUGGCGCAACUAUUCCUCUCUGAGCGCGACAUCGCGCCACGCAGCAACGGCGGCACGCCGCCCGGUCACUUCGACCCGAUCGCCGCGACGCAGCAGCUGGUGCGCCGCGCGUUCAGUGGCGGCGCGCCGGCGCGGCCGGCGCUGCACGCCAAGGGGCUGCGGGCGAUCAACCGGCGCUUCCGCCUGGGCCGCCAGGAGGAUGCCCAUGAGUAUCUGCGGUGCCUAGUGGACGCCAUGCACGAGGCCUGGCUCAAGGGCCUGGGGCUCAAGCAGAAGCCGUCGCAGGAGCUGGCCACCACCACCUUUGUGCACCGCGUCUUCGGCGGCCGCCUGCGCAGCCAGAUCAAGUGUGAGGGCGUGGACUACGAGUCGUGCACCUACGACCCCUUCCUCGACCUCUCCCUGGAGAUUAAUCAGGCGGCCACGCUGCAGCGCGCGCUGCAGCACUUCACCGCGGCUGAGGUGCUGGACGGCGACAACCGCUACCGCUGCCCCAAAAACAACAAGCUCGUGCGCGCCAAGAAGCGGAUUACCAUCGAGGAGGCGCCCAACGUGCUGGCGGUCCACCUCAAGCGCUUCGACUUCUUCGGGCGCGGCCACAAGCUGUCAAAGCGGGUGGAGUUUGGGACGGACCUGGACCUGGGCCCCUACAUGAGCGGCUGGCCGGCCUGUGGGCCGCAGCUGUACGACCUGUACGGCGUGCUCGUCCACCACGGCCACAGUUUGCACUCUGGCCACUACGUGUGCUACGUGAAGGCCGGCAACGGCAUCUGGCACCUCUGUGAUGACCACCGGGUGGCGCAGGUCAGCCAGCGCGCGGUGGAGGGGCAGCAGGCCUACAUACUGUUCUACGUCAGGCGCAGCCCCCGCACGCCGGCCUCGGUCGGCGCGGGCGACGCGACGGCCACGGCCGCGGCGAUGCUGGCUAUGGCGGAGCGCAAGGCGGCGGCUGCCAAGGCCGGCGCGGCCAAACCCGCAGGCGCCGUCGUGCCGGAGGGGCGCGCGGAGGCUCGGAACGGGGUGGACAGCAGCAGCAAGGUCGGGCAGGCGGGCGCUCCUGUGCAGGCGCAGGCACGGGAUCAGCAGUUGCAGCAGCGGCGGCAGGAGCAGCAGCCGGUGCCCGCGGCGGCCGCGGCCGUGCCUCAGCAGCCAGCGAACGCCGAGCGUCCGCAGCAGCAGCAGCAGCAGCAGCAGCAGCGUGGCGUGGCGCGGCUCAAGGCAGGGACAGCAGCGGGUGCGGACACUUUGGUCGGGAACGGCGUGGCGGCAGGCGCGGGCUCUGGCGCCGCAGCCGUUGUUGUUGUAGAUGGACCCGCCAACGGUGUUUCUAGCCCAGAAAGCAGCUGCCCAUCCUCGGGGCCGCAGGACUCUCAAACCGUGCACUGCAAAGUGCAGGUCCCCGUGCGCUCGCUGCGCAUCCCCAGCCACCACCUGCUGCGGCCGCGAGGCAUGUCGAGCUUCAGCCGGCACGUCCGCAUCUUCCAGGGCUUCGUGCAGCAGAGGUCGCAGCAAGAGGCCGCCCUGCGCAGGCGCGAGGCGGGGCGCGCCCAGCUGGUGCCUGGGCAGCGCGGCGGGCCGGAGGAGCCCGCGACGGCGGCGGCGGCGGGGAGAGAGGCUGCAGUCGCGGCCGGCGGCAAGCGUCGGCGGGCAGAGCGUGAGGGGCAAAACGGACACCUGGAGCCUGGGAAGCAGCAGCAGCAGGAGCAGCAGCAGGUGGUCGCUGCAAAGCGUGCCAGGCGCAUCGUGCCGCAGCCAGUGCCGCUCGAGCCUGCGCCGGCGCCCUUGCGGCUCAAGCAGCAGCAGCAGCAACAGCGGGAGCGGGCGUCAGAGCAGCAGCAACCGCUGGCCGCCCAGAAGCAGCAGCAGGGCGAGCAGCAGCAGGGCAAGCAGCAGCAGGGCAAGCAGCAGCAGGGCAAGCAGCAGCAGGGCAAGCAGCAGCAGGGCAAGCAGCAGCAGCAGGAGCGCCACAACCACCAUCAGCCACCACAGCUGCCGCAGCCGCAACAGCGGGAAAAGCAGCCGCGGAAGCAGGACGGCGGCGAGCCGUUUGCUGUCCAGGGCGGCGGCCUCAGCGGCGGGGUGGGCGGCGGCGGGCCCGCGGCGCCAACGGGCCUAGAGGCUCUGAUGCUCCUCUCCAGCGACGCCGCCGCAGCGCCGGGCGGCUGGGACGGCGCGGAGGAUGCCUCCGAGGCGGCCGCAGCCGCGCGGCUGCAGCGCCAGCAGGACGCUUUGCUCGGGCGGCGGCGGCGGGACGAGUGGGACGUGGAAUAUGACCGCGGCAAGAACAAGAAGUACGUUACCGUAGGAAUCGUCGGUGGUUCCGACCUUGUCAAGAUUCAGGAGCAGCUCGGCAGCAAUGCCCUGGAGGUGUAUGACUACGUGUUCAGCGAGAACGGCCUGGUGGCGCACAAGGCGGGCAAGCUGCUGGCGGUGCAGUCGCUCAAGGUGCACCUGGGCGAGGACAAGCUGAAGAAGUUCAUCAACUUUGUGCUGCACUACAUCGCCGACCUCGACAUCCCCAUCAAGCGCGGCACCUUCAUCGAGUUCCGCAACGGCAUGCUCAAUGUGUCCCCCAUCGGCCGCAACUGCAGCCAGGAGGAGCGCGACGCGUUCGAGGUAUACGACAAGCAGGCCGGCGUCAGGCCCAAGUUUGUGGAGGUGCUGCGCGAGGAGUUUGCGGAUUACGGCCUCACCUACUCCAUCGGCGGCCAGAUCAGCUUUGACGUGUUCCCCCAGGGCUGGGACAAGACCUACUGCCUGCAGUUUGUGAACAAAGACUUUGACGAGAUCCACUUCUUCGGGGACAAGACCUUCAAGGGCGGCAACGACUACGAGAUCUUCACCAGCGACGAGACCAUCGGCCACGCCGUCACCAGCCCCGACGACACACGCAAGCUGUGCACCGAGCUCUUCAUGUCGAAGUAG